AUGGGAGAUUUGAGGCCUAUCGCUCUUUGUAAUGUUGUCUACAAAGUGAUCUCUAAAGUUCUUGCUAAUCGGAUGAGAGAUAUUAUUGAUCUUAUUAUCUCAGACACUCAAAGUGCGUUCAUCCCUGGACGCCUUAUCUCAGAUAAUAUUAUGGUUGCUUUUGAAGUCAUGCACUAUCUCAAACAAAAAACAAAAGGCAAGAAAGGCUAUGUGGCUCUUAAAUUGGAUAUGAGUAAGGCCUAUGAUCGGGUUGAGUGGAGUUAUCUUCAUGCUGUGAUGCUUCAAAUGGGAUUUGCUGAAAGAUGGGUUAGAUUGAUUAUGUUUUGUGUAUCAUCUGUAAGCUAUUCUAUUAUGCAUGAUGGCCAUCGAAUGCGUCCUAUUCUUCCCUCACGUGGUAUUCGUCAGGGAGACCCAUUAUCUACUUAUCUCUUUAUUAUAUGCGCUGAAGGCUUCUCUGCUCUUAUCAAGAAAUUUGAAUCUCAGCAUCUUCUCCAAGGUUGUCGUGUGGCUCAUGGGGCACCAUCCAUUACACAUAUGCUCUUUGCUGACGACAAUUAUCUGUUUUGUCAAGCAACGCCUGGUGCAGCUGUGGGGAUUUCUAAUCUACUCCAAGUUUUUGAGAAUGCUUCAGGACAGAAAAUUAAUUUCCACAAGUCCACAAUCUUUUUUAGUCCGAAUACCAGUGCUGUAAAUCGGACUCAAAUUUGCAAUAGACUUGUCAUGCCCGAAGCAUCAGAAGGGAGUUUGUAUCUGGGCCUCCCGAAUAUUGUUGGUCGAAACAAAAAUGCAGUACUGGGAUUCUUGAAGAAUAAAGUAAUUGCAAGAGUUAAUAGUUGGGAUGGUAAGGUUCUUUCCCGUGCUGGUAAAGAAAUCCUUCUCAAAACGGUGGUUCAAUCACUUCCAACAUACGCAAUGAGUGUCUUUCUUCUAACAAAAAGUACAUGCCUUGAAAUUGAGAAGGAGAUGGCUCGGUUUUGGUGGAAGACAUCCUCAAGUAAAGGACGAGGCAUAACUUGGAUGUCUUGGGAUCGUAUGUGUGCUACAAAGUCUGAAGGUGGCUUGGGCUUUCGUAGCUUGUACGACUUUAAUCUUGCUAUGCUUGCUAAGCAAGGUUGGCGGCUUUUGUGUAAACCCGAUUUCCUCGCGGGGAAAAUUUACAAAGCUAGAUAUUACCCUCAUUCGGACUUCCUUACUGCCGAGUUGGGUAACAAUCCUAGCUUUGUUUGGCGAAGCAUUUGGAGUUCUCAAGAUCUUUUGCGUUCUGGCAUUCAGAGAACUAUUGGCUCUGGUACAAAUGUUAACAUACUUCAACAUCCGUGGCUCCCUAAUUUGAAGAAUCCGUAUGUAUCUGUGCAUCAUCCUGGGUUAGUGAAUAAAUAUGUUGACUCGCUCUUCAUAACAGAUUCUAGAGUAUGGGAUACUGAUGUUGUUAGGGACAUGUUCUGUGCCUCGGAUGCUGCCGCAAUCCUAGGAAUUCCUCUCAGUCUAAAUGCUACAUGUGACUCCUGGUCUUGGAUGUAUGAGAAUACUGAAGAAUUCUCUGUGAAAAGUGCUUACGGUCUCCUCCAAAGGCAGAAACAAACUCAGCUUACUAAAACCGAACAUAGCUUCUGGGAUAAACUUUGGGGCUUGUGUAUACCCCCCAAAGUCAAAAACUUCUUAUGGCGAGCUGCAACAAACAACCUUCCCACUUGCGUCAAUCUGGUUUUUAGACAUGUGGAAGUGCCUACUGUUUGUCCCGUGUGCAAAGCUCAACCCGAAACCACAUCCCAUGCUUUGAUUUUCUGCAACAUUGCUCUUGCCUGCUGGAGAAAGGUUGGAGUUACCUUUGUUUUUGAUCCUGGAGGCCAAUUCCGCAGCUGGUUAGAGCUGAUAUUUACCUCGGCCACUGCAGAACAAAUAGCAACUGUUGCUAUGAAAGCUCAAGACAAAAACUCUCUAUCAUCGUUAUGCUUAAAUAACAAAGUUGAUGGAGGUGAGCGUUGGAUCAAACCCGAAACUAAUACAAUCAAGUUAAACGUUGAUGCAGCAAUUUUUGAAAAAGAAGAACAAUAUGGCUUUGGCAUUGUGGCUCGUGAUCACUUUGGCAAUUGUUUGGAGGCUCGAGCAGGCUGCUUUGGUGGAGUUUACUCUGCUGCAGUAAUUGAGGCCUUGGGAAUCAAAGAGGCGCUUAGUUGGAUCAAAACCAAAAAUUGGGACCAUGUUGUGGUUGAGACGGAUAGCCUAGUCACUGUACAAGCAAUCCGAAGCUCUCAAAUCAUGGGGUCGACUUUUGGUUUAGUUAUUCAGGACUGUCGUUCUGCUUUACUAUCUUUGCCCAAUGUUAAUUUAUAUUUUGUUAAACGAUCAGCAAAUCGUGCUGCACAUUAUGUUGCUAGGCAGUCUCGAUUUUAUGCUGGUGGUAGCAUUUCUAAUUUUCCUAUUUCCUCUGAACUUCAGAACCUUAUGUAUUCAGAAUGCUAA
This is a messenger RNA of Cannabis sativa, 2463 nucleotides long. RefSeq lists its product as uncharacterized. The transcript has 2 exons. Gene Ontology annotation, molecular function: RNA-DNA hybrid ribonuclease activity; nucleic acid binding. Lineage: Eukaryota; Viridiplantae; Streptophyta; Magnoliopsida; Rosales; Cannabaceae. Bases 1 to 2463 code for a protein of 820 amino acids. The record is from RefSeq and is a predicted model, not a curated record.